Engraulis encrasicolus (European anchovy) is the source of this 1698-nucleotide messenger RNA. It is a transcript of the gene snrnp48, whose product is annotated as small nuclear ribonucleoprotein 48 (U11/U12). The record is from RefSeq and is a predicted model, not a curated record. NCBI's taxonomy places the organism in Eukaryota, Metazoa, Chordata, Actinopteri, Clupeiformes, Engraulidae. The transcript has 9 exons. The coding region runs from base 105 to 1397 and encodes 430 amino acids.
CUCCACGCGCGCGGAGGUGCACAGCAGGCGCGUAUCUUGUGCAAAUAGCCUUUUCACAGAACAUAAUGAUUAAUUCGUUAUUUUAAUUUACAUUGGUGGGGACGAUGGACGCAGAAAGGUCAGAAACAAUUAAAGCUCGGCUGAAAACGUUGCAGGAACUCACUGAAUUCACAGAAAACUGCAAAGCAAAGCUGAAAGAGUUGUUGGACACGUUUGGAUGGGACCAAGAGAAUGAAAACAAUAGCAAGGAGGCGGUGGCAGUAUGUCCUUUCGACCCAAACCACCGUAUUCCAACGAGAAGCAUGGAAACACACAAAAUAAUAUGCCAGCUUAGCCAGAUGGGCUAUUCGAAAGAGGAACAGGCUGAGCUGCUGAACCCUUCAUUCUGCUACGAGAGAGCCAGCAUUCCUGGUGUGAUUAUAGAUAAAAACACGCAGCAUGAAGUCAUUCGGAGCACAAGAGCAAAAGCCCCUCUUGUGAAAAUGGAGGGACAAUACAGCCAAGGUGAUUUCUCCAAGGAUGCCGUCGAUGUCCCUCAGAGCCACAAGAGGGCGCUGUGUGACCUCACUGCUGCCGACCGAUUGGCUCUUUAUGAUCACAUGGUCCAGGAGACCCAGAGCCAGCUGAGGGCUGAUGCAGAGGGGGCGGCCACAGGCAACGAGGACCUCUAUGUGGACCUGGUGGCCAAGCUCAAGAAAGAUGAUGGUCAGAGCGGUCCCAAGUCUCACCUGGAGGUCCUGGCCGAGAUGAGGGACUACAAGAGGCGGCGGCAGUCGUACCGCGCCAAAAACGUCCACAUCACCAAGAAGUCCUACACCGAGGUGAUCCGGGAGGUGAUCGACGUGCACUCUGAGGAGCUGUCUAAGCUGUGGCAGGAGGAGGAGCCGGAAGAGGAGCAGGAGGAGGAGCGGGAGCAGAGGGCGGCCAGAGCCUCCAGACACUCCUCCCACAGUAGGGCGCGGAGACGGACUGAGGAGCGGCGUUCCAGCUCCGUGGAGUCACGGCGGUCUCAGGCCAGCUCCAGAGGCAGGGAGAGGGACAGCAGCCACCGCCACGGCCACAGCUCUCGACGUAAACGCCAGCGCAGCCGAGACAGAAGCCGGGAGCACAGCCGAGAGAGAAGCCAGGAGCGCAGCCGAGACAGAAGCCGUGAGCGCAGCCCAGAAAGAAGCCGUGAAGAAAACCAAGACCAGACCCACGUGGAGGUGAAGUUGGAGGAGCAGGAACAGCAGCAGCAGCAGCAGCAGGAGGAGGAGGAGGAGGAGGAGAAGGAGGAAGGGGAGGAGCUGGAGGAGGAGGAUGGCAAGGGUACAAGGGACUCGCACUCCCCAGAUGAACGGCGGCGGCGGCAUCAUCAUCAUAAGAAGAAGAAGAAAAAAAAGAAGAAGAAAGAGUAACUAAAUGAGAAGAAGAAAAAGAAGAAAGAGUAACUAAAAGAGAAGAAGAAGAAGGAGAAAGAGUAACUAAAAGAGAAGGAAAAGAAGAAGAAAGUGUAACUCCUUUGUUGCCUCUUCACCUGUAGCUCCUCCUGUCGUUGUCUAGAUGAGUUCUUUCCAUUAUCCAAACUCCCGUCCUCUAGAGUACAGUACAGUACAGUACAGUACAGUGGAGUACAGUACAGUACAGUACAGUACAGUGGAGUACAGUAGAGUGGAAUAGAGUAGAGUACAGUAGAGUACAGUAGAAUACAGUAGUGUA